UUACACAGAGAAUAAUAUUUAGCAUUAAAAAUCUUCUUUUAUCUCGCAAUUUUUCUCACAAUCUUCUCCUAACUCCUUCAAAUUUUGCAUAAACCCUAAACCAUAAGCUCUAAAUCGAUACUGUAUAAUAAUAUAUUAUAUAGUACUCGUACGAGUUCAACAACUAUUUUAAAGCAUUGAUUUUUCUUAUCUUUUUAGCUUUUUUUAAGUUAUUACCAAUUAUGUGCUCAGAAAACAGUCCUCCACGUUUAUCAUUGUCAAACGAUGAUGUUGCUCAACUACAUGUUUUACCUAUGAAACAAAAUUCUCAACAAGUUCCUUGCAAGAACACAACAACAAUGUUGCUUAACAAUGAUGAUGAUGAUGAUGACUCAAAUUCUGAAUUUGAGUUCAUUACAACAAGCAACAUCUUUGAGUUUGAAUCAUCUUCUGCUGAUGAACUCUUCUCAAAUGGUGUGAUCCUUCCAAUUCAGAUUCAAGAGAGAAAAACCGCCACAAACAAUGCUGCUAGAAAACACAUGAUCAACCUUCAACAUCAUACAAAGCUUCUUCCUCCAAGACCAUCUUCUUCUUUUCAUACAAGUGCUGAUAAAAUGAAGAAAGAAACCAUUAUUAGAGAACUUUUAGAGUUGAGUUGUUGUGAAGAAUAUGAAGAGAAGAACAACAACAAGAAAAAGAAGAAGCACUCUCAUUGUUCUUCAUCAUCAUCAUUCUGGGGAUUCAGUAGAAGCAAGAGUCUAAAUUGUGAAACAAAGAAAAGCUUGAUUUGUUCUUUGCCUCUUUUGUCAAGAAGCAACUCAACCGGUUCUGUGCAGAAUAAUCAAAAGAGAAUGAGCUCAAUCAACAACAAAUCAUCAUCAUCAUCAAAUUUUUGGUCAUGUUCUAGCUUAAACUACCUCUUUCCUGUGCAAAAAUCUGCAGCUUCAGGUAAGAUUUAUGGCCAUGGUGGUAUUAGGAUUAGCCCUGUUUUGAAUGUACCAACUCCUUAUGUUUCCAAAGGGAGUUUAAAUCUAUUUGGAUUUGGUUCUUUUUUUAGUGUUGGAAAGGUUAAGAAGAACAACAAGUGACUUUACUUAUAAUUAUACUUACGAUAAAGAAUUUAAUUUUAAUAUCGAAGAAUGUAUAAAAUUUUAUAUAGUUGUCUAAUUAUAUUUGAAGUA
Messenger RNA from Arachis ipaensis, 1160 nucleotides. RefSeq lists its product as uncharacterized. The record is from RefSeq and is a predicted model, not a curated record. Lineage: Eukaryota; Viridiplantae; Streptophyta; Magnoliopsida; Fabales; Fabaceae.